GGAAGCUGGGAGGGGGGGGGGCUUCCAGACUGGAUGGGCCCAACGAUGCCUUGAUGGAGCAUGGGCCAGGUUUUAGGAUUCUCCCACUGCCAGGAAUAUGGCUCUGUGGCAUCCACUCCUGACUCCACUCCCCCGUGCACUGAUGGUGGAAAUGAGGAGUCGGAGCUGUGUGAGCUGCAGACGGCAAGGGAAUGGUCUGACGAUGAUGAGGGAGUGAGUGGAGAUCCAGACGACGAUGAUGGAUUGGCCUCAUCUCCGUCCAUCUGGGGCACGCCACGACAACACUCUUUCGAGCUGACUUUCUCUUACAUCGCCAUCGCAGAGGCAGAAGCAGUGGGAGCCUCACGACACCUCCGUGAUCGGCGCAGAACUGGCUCUCGUGGAAGUCGCACUCCACUGAUCCGCACAGACACCCUAGAGACACUGUUGGACUCUCCUGACGUGGACUGGGACCCCCAAGCCUUCCUCAGUAGAGAGGAGGAAGAAGAAGCAUCUCAAAGGAGAGAAGAGGAGAGGGCGGCGGUGAGGAGGGAGCCACAGAGACAAACUGAGACUAUCACAAUCCAGCCCUCGCCCCAACAUCUGGACCAGGAAACUCAGGAGAGAGAAGCAGGAAUCCAAAGAGAGGAGCAGACCCAGACUGUCCAGACUUCUUCAUUGUCUCCGUCUUCCCAGGAUCAGAGUCCCUCACAUACACCGCAGGCAGCAUCAUCCUCACCGCUCCACGAGCCUGAGUCUCCCGUCUCCAGGGAAACCAUUUCAGUCAAGUUGCUCACAUCUGUGCGACCCCGAGGCCCGGCGUCUUCAUCACAAGCUGCCACCGGUCUAAACUCUCAGGAACAGUUGGUCAGCGAUCACUGGUUUUCAGCACUUAGCCUAUCAGAAGAGCCGACAGCAUGUACCCACAUAGCAGUGAUGGACCUGAUCUUCUGGAAGGAAACAGAGCGAACGGGCAUGGUGCUCACAGGGUUGGUGGUGGGCCUGCUGUCCCUGUUCCAGCUCAGCAUCAUCACCGUGGUCUCUACUGUCUCCCUGGCUGUCAUGUGCUUCACCAUCUCUGUGAGAAUCUACUACCAAGUCCUCUUUAUCCUCAGCUGGGGGGAUGGAGAACACCCCUUCAAGUCAUACUUGGACCUGGACAUCAGUUUCAGUGGAGAGGAUGCUGACCGCUACAUGCAGAGAGCCAUCGUCAUGUUUCUGUCUGCAGUGGACACGCUCAAGAGACUCAUCUUUGUUGGAAACCUCUUUGACUCCCUCAAGUUCCUGGUUCUGAUGUACCUUGUGACGUACCUGGGACGGCUGUUCAAUGGCCUUACUCUGCUCAUCAUCAGUGUGAUUGCUGUCUUCUCUUUGCCACUUUUCUACAGGCAACGUCAGGAGGAGGUGGACAGCUACAUUGCAAAAAUCCAGGCUCAGUAUGACAACAUCAAGGACAUCUUUCAAAGACUUGCCCAGGGCGGUGGCCCUCCUCCAGAUCCAACUCCUGGUGGCGCCAAACCCAAAGCUCAGUAAACACUGAUGGACAAGAACUUAGAGAAAAAGCUCCCAGAGUUACAGGCUGUCACUCAGAUGUCUUACCCAGCAGUCUGUACUCAGAGCUCCACAGCACGGAGCUCCAGAGACUGAAAAAAGGAAAGGGAGGUUACUUAAUGGACAAUGAUGAUGAAGAAGACGCAUGGUACUUUAUACUCUAACUGUAUAUGGGGUUGAAGGAUUUGGGGUUGCGGGGUUAAAGAUGAUGAAAUCAAGGUGUAUGAAUCCUGGAUGGGACUCCUGCUGCGGACAUCAGAGAUGCAUGGACGCAGCUCGUCAUAUUCUUGGAAAUAAUCACUGUUUUUAUGUUAGUACGACUCAAGAAGUGUCUUAGAUAGUGAAAGCUGUAGUCCAAAUGAGGUACUAAGACCAGGAAUGAGAAGUUCCCACACUGACAGCUACUCAGUGAAGAAAAAGACAUCAGAUAAGGUGAAAAACAGGGGUUUUCAUUAUUCAUGGCAGCAUAGACCUGGCAAUUAUGGAUGCAUGUGUCACCACAUGUACUUAUCUGAAUGCAUAUUCAUUCUCUUGACAGUUUAUGUGGGUAUGCAAGUGUGAGUGAGUCUGAGUGUGUGUAAUUCCUCACGUAUCGCUUGCAUUAUGAAAAUGUUACCUUUAAGCAAAUACAGACACUUUUCUUUUUAUUUUACCACAUUUCUGUUUCUUCUCAACCACGUGUUAGUCACAGGACUGUCUGUUUUUUUAAUCAUGUUUUCUUUCAUCACUUUCAUUACAAGGGGCAGCUCUCUUUCACUCAUGAUGUAAAUUGGAAAUUCAAACCUAAUAUCCAGAGAUAAGACAUUAUUCCUCUGCUACAGAUGUGUCAUAUCAAGAUGUAUGAUAAUCACAUCACUCAAACUUCCCCACUGAUCCUCUCUGAGCUUUUAUUGUGAAAAUUUCCAGCCUUGUGAAGGAAUGUGGGAGCGAAAUACAGCAGGUGCCUUUCUAACUGCAGGUUAUAGUGCAUGAUGUGAUUCACACGGCUGCUGACAACAGCUUACUUCUCCUCCCAUUGCCUUCCUGAGAGCAGUGUUUUGUAUGUGUAUAACUGUGCGAUAGAACAUGUGUGUCAUGACAAGGUAUCUUAUACAGAAUUGUAAGUAGGUCAAUUUUAGGAAUAAUAAAAUGAUUCAGGACA
Molecule: messenger RNA, 2671 nt
Organism: Cheilinus undulatus (humphead wrasse)
Lineage: Eukaryota; Metazoa; Chordata; Actinopteri; Labriformes; Labridae
Gene: rtn2a
Product: reticulon 2a
Exons: 10
Coding region: 61-1512 (483 amino acids)
Source: RefSeq, a predicted model, not a curated record